GGUCUUGACAAGUCUCAACUCGACUCUCGCGCGGCCGGUAUUCAAAAAAAAAAACAAGGCUGACAUAAUCAUAGCACGAUCUUCCUAGUUUAGCACAUGCAGUCUCAGAGUCAUCUCCUCGAGGCCUGAACACAGUCGUGCUAGAACGACGAUCUACUUCACGUCUCAUGCAUAGAUACCCUUAGAACUUCAACUCGCAAUGCUUAAUUUACUGCCCGCUACUCUUCGCUUCUUGCUUGGCUCAAUACUUUGGCUCGACUUCUCUCAGCCACCUGCUGUCCUGCCAGCCCGCACCCCGCUGUCUUUCCAGCUGCGGCACGAGCAUGCUCUAACUAAUGAUUCUAGGGUGAUCUUCUCCAAUGUGGAUUCAUCAUUCGCCGCAGAUUCGUUCGUUAUGAGUACAUCGAAUAUCCAAACGCACAGACCGCAGUCGGCGAAGGCAUUUCAUAGCGCUCGACUACGCUCUAUUAGAUAUGACCAGAGCGAACAGGUAUUGUGGGAUACAGCCUACGUCCUCGGACCGAACGUUGAAGAGAGAGAGACGCUGCUUACACUUGCGAAGAUGACCUCUAAUGCAUAUACGUCAUCCACGGCGUCAGAUUGGUACACACCGGAGGGCUGGAAUAAGUCCAUACCGUUUGGUUGGGAACCUGACGCAGAUGGCAUUCGAGGGCAUAUCUUUGUCUCGGACGACAACUCAACAGUGGUGCUUUCGAUCAAGGGUACUUCCGCUGGCUGGAUUACAGGUGGUGGUGGCCCAACUGUACGAAGGGAUAAGUUGAACGAUAACCUUUUGUUUUCUUGCUGCUGUGCAAAAGUUGGCCCGACUUGGUCAACGGUUUGCGAUUGCCACCAGGGUGGCUAUAAAUGUGAGCAGGAAUGUCUGGAGAGGAGUUUGAUGGGGGAGAACUUGUAUUAUUCUGUUGGAAUGAAUUUAUAUAAUAACAUCACAUAUUUGUAUCCCGAUGCCAAUAUCUGGCUCACAGGGCAUUCUCUCGGUGGUUCCCUCGCCUCACUUAUCGGUGUAACAUUUGGAGCACCUGUCGUCGCAUUUGAAGCGCCCUCUGAGAAAUUAGCCGCGACGCGUUUGCACCUGCCUUCUCCACCCUCGACACAACACAUCACCCACGUCUUCCACACAGCUGACCCUAUCCCAAUGGGCACCUGUACCGGUGUUGCUUCGUCUUGUGGCCUCGCAGGCUACGCUAUGGAGACACGCUGCCAUUUGGGAAAGGUCAUCCGCUAUGAUACCGUCACGCAUCUCGGAUGGUCUGUUGAUGUACGGACGCACUCGAUCGUUCAAAUCAUCGAUAGGUUGUUGAGUGAGGAUUGGACUCAGGAAGGACAGGACAGGACGGUGCCUGAGGCGAAGGCGGAUGACGAAGACUGUGUUGAUUGCUUUAACUGGGAGUUUGGCAGCUUUAAGGGCCAGAGUUAAUCUCGGUCAUGGAAGCGGAAAACUUAUGAUUACAAUUGUAUAUGACGUAUAACUAAUUUGAGCUUGGGCUAGAACGUUCUGAACAGCCGUUCUUGACACUUUGAGGGAAGCCGUAGAUCCCCGACUCCCUAGUUGGGUUUUACGCAAGCAUGCCCUCGUUUCUGUCAAAGGACAUGUCGUGG
Messenger RNA from Suillus plorans, 1620 nucleotides. Its product is annotated as Alpha/Beta hydrolase protein. The transcript has 6 exons. NCBI's taxonomy places the organism in Eukaryota, Fungi, Basidiomycota, Agaricomycetes, Boletales, Suillaceae. The record is from RefSeq and is a predicted model, not a curated record. Gene Ontology annotation, molecular function: glycerophospholipase activity. Bases 200 to 1438 code for a protein of 412 amino acids. Gene Ontology annotation, biological process: macroautophagy; piecemeal microautophagy of the nucleus; multivesicular body membrane disassembly.